Staurois parvus is the source of this 294-nucleotide messenger RNA. NCBI's taxonomy places the organism in Eukaryota, Metazoa, Chordata, Amphibia, Anura, Ranidae. The record is from the annotation of a GenBank genome assembly.
AUGUAUGUGAAAUGGUUCGAUACAGUAAUGUUAUACUAUGUUAUUUUAGUGAAUGUCACUUUUUGUCAUUUUCAAAUUUCCCGCCGUUCUGUCCCCCGUACGUCCCAUACCCAGAAGACAGAUGCCGACAUCCGCCGGAGGACAUUACAGGGGACACUGCAGGAGGGACAUCGCGGGAGCGCAGCAGGACAAGGUAAGAGAAGAACAGAUCCCGGAGCAGCGCCACAUGGUAAGCCCGAGUGUAGCUCAGGGUUACCGUUUGUGCUACACUCGGGAAUACCGCCAGGGAGGCUA